This is a messenger RNA of Theobroma cacao (cacao), 618 nucleotides long. RefSeq lists its product as uncharacterized. Gene Ontology annotation, molecular function: structural constituent of ribosome. Gene Ontology annotation, biological process: mitochondrial translation. The record is from RefSeq and is a predicted model, not a curated record. NCBI's taxonomy places the organism in Eukaryota, Viridiplantae, Streptophyta, Magnoliopsida, Malvales, Malvaceae.
UGAGGAUCCGACCCACCCGGUUUUCAUUGAACAACGGCGGAGAAAAAGGAAAAAGGUAAAGAAGCAAAGCCCUAGAGGCCGACCGGUCCGUUUUUCUCUUCAACUUCUUUGCCAUUGAAGGUUGCCGAUCCGAUUAAGUCAUAAAGAAUGGGCAAGAAAGCUGGUGGACUUUAUAUAAACCCAAAGAAAUUUGGCACCCUCUCAAAACCUUGCAUGAAAGAAAUGAUAUCUUUUCUCAAUUGCUUGUCCCUUAACAAGAAUAAUGACGAUAAAUGUGUUCGGCAGAAGGACCUUUUGAGUGCCUGUAUGGAUGCCCAGAGUAACAGGAACAGAAAGCCCUGGGGCAGCAUCAAUUACCACCUGCAGAGGCUUAACAGGGGAAGGAAGUAGUGUGAGUUUUGUUCUUUUUUUUUGUAAGAAGAAUGUUAAAUUUAUGUAUCAUUCUUCAAGUUCAUCACUUCUGGUGGUUUAGCAGAGGAAGAAGUGUAUUGGUUGUUAGCUAGAUAGAGAACAAUGAUGUAUCAUUACCUAAUUGGAUUGUUUUGAGGUUGCUGAUGAAAGUUUUGGAAAGUUGAUUUUAAAUAAAAUUUUUAUGUAGCUUAAAUUAAUUCUCCAUCA